AUGCUCCCGCCAAUGUCUUCGUCGAAUCUUUUCGUUAAUGGAGCUUGCCCACGCUGUCCUCAAACACUGGCCUUGCUCAACGCGAGUGGCAGGAAUCUCCGAGAUUUGAUGAUGGUGGCGGUAACGGUAAGCGAUGACGUUGAAGGCGCGGAGCCGCGUUUGCCAUCAUUUCAGAGCAGCCGCCAGCGAUGGGAUUCAGCGUGCCAUUCGAAGAUAUCACCAAACCACCGAGACAUUGUCGCGUUUCGAACGCGUCCUCCGCUACUUGGCGAAGCUGCCGGUAAAUUCAAAUUGAUUCCUAUGGACGGGGAGGAUGACGUGCCAGUCGAGGCAUGCAUAGGCGUCACCGUCGAGAGCGCUGAGCCGGGUGUCUUUGUUGCUCAUGUACCUGGAAUGAAGUGGUCUGGAUUUACGCUCGCACACAAGGAAUACAUCGCUGACCUUACCUUUGGGCCGGAUACGACGAAUGAAGAAGUAUAUCAGCUAACUGUCAUUUGCUAA
Guyanagaster necrorhizus is the source of this 501-nucleotide messenger RNA. RefSeq lists its product as uncharacterized. The transcript is spliced from 3 exons. The record is from RefSeq and is a predicted model, not a curated record. NCBI's taxonomy places the organism in Eukaryota, Fungi, Basidiomycota, Agaricomycetes, Agaricales, Physalacriaceae. The coding region runs from base 1 to 501 and encodes 166 amino acids.